Messenger RNA from Habropoda laboriosa, 357 nucleotides. RefSeq lists its product as uncharacterized. The record is from RefSeq and is a predicted model, not a curated record. NCBI's taxonomy places the organism in Eukaryota, Metazoa, Arthropoda, Insecta, Hymenoptera, Apidae.
AUGGCAUCAGCGAAGAGAAAAAAAAGGCGUACGAUCGUAGUAGACGGCGCGCUUCUAAUUACAGAUCACAUUGACAAAAGGUACCUAACCACUGCGCUUUACCACCAGCUGUCAAUUUCUUCUCGAUUUCCAAGUUGCAAAUUUCGUGGAAAGAAAGGAACCACGCAAACUCGAAUUACCGAGACAAAAACAACUAUUGAACCUCGAAGGUUUCUUCGAAAACCUACCAAAGAGCCUCGAUCGCGUAGAAGAUCGAAGAUCGCUUCCUGGACAGGACUGCCCACUUUACGCCCGGGUAGCAGGUCAGCCAGAGCAAGAGAUAAUGGGAUCGAGCGUCCCCCGAAAAGAACAAGAUAG